This is a messenger RNA of Thlaspi arvense, 1874 nucleotides long. The record is from the annotation of a GenBank genome assembly. Lineage: Eukaryota; Viridiplantae; Streptophyta; Magnoliopsida; Brassicales; Brassicaceae.
GGAUCCCUCUGUUCUAUUUCCUCCGCUUUAAAUUUUGAGAAACAAUGGCAGAAUUGAUCAUCUUCGAUUUUCAAAAUUGCUCCAUCUUAUUCUUAACCCUCCUCUGCCUCUUUUCAACUCUCUUUCUCUUUGCCUUCUUUUUCAAGAAACCAACGAAUAGCUCUGAUCUACCUCUAAGUCCUCCCUCUCUUCCAAUCAUUGGUCAUCUUCACCUUCUUCUCACUGCUCCAAUCCACAAGUGUUUUCAGAAUAUCUCAUCCAAGUACGGACCUUUUCUCCACCUUCGCAUCUUCUAUGUCCCCGUUGUUCUCGUCUCCUCUGCUUCGAUGGCCAACGAGAUCGUCAAGGCCCACGACAUGAACAUUUCCUUUCGUGGCGCUAUUGCUAUUGAAGAGUGCCUCGUUUUUGGUUCUUUUGGCUUCCUCAGAGCUCCAUAUGGAAGUUACUGGAGGUUCAUAAAGAAGAUAAUCACUACUAAAGGGAUCGGACCACAGGCUCUAGAGCGGUCACAUGGGGUUCGUAUAGUUGAGCUAGAGCGGUUCUACAGAAACCUGCUAGAUAAGGCGGAAAAGGGACAGGGCGUGGAGAUCGGUGAGGAAGCGAUGAGACUCGUUAACAACACCCUAGGAAAGUUGAGCAUGGGAAGUAGCUUUUCAGUGGAGGAAGAUGACGGGGCCAAAGUCUCGGAAUUCACUGUCAAGUUAGCUGCCUUAUCCCGCAUGUUUUUCGUGGCGCAGAUAUUUAAUAAGCCGCUUGAGAAGCUAGGGAUCUCACUGUUAAAAUGGGAUAUAAUGGCGGUUUCACACAGAUUUGAGGAGCUUCUGGAGAGGAUUCUUGGGAGAUACGAAGAGAAAAUGAACGAGGAUCAAGGUACUGAGUUUAUGGAUGCAUUGAUGGCAGCUUAUCGAGAUGAAAACGCAGAGUAUAAGAUCACUAGGAAACAUAUAAAGGCGUUAUUCGCGGAGCUUUUCUUUGGAGCCGGUGACACCUCUUCUUCAACAACAAGGUGGGCAAUGGCAGAAAUCAUCAGUAACCCUAAGAUCCUUGAGAGGUUGAGAAAAGAAAUCGAUUCUGUGGUAGGGAAGACAAGGUUGCUUCAAGAAACUGAUUUACCAAAACUUCCUUACUUGCAAGCGGUCGUCAAGGAAACUCUAAGAUUUCAUCCAGUGGCACCUGUUUUGUCAAGGGAAUUUGAAAAAGAUUGUAAGAUUGGAGAUUUCUACAUACCUCAGGGUACAACACUUGUUAUAAAUGCUUAUGCUGUGAUGAGAGAUCCUGAUACUUGGGAAGAUCCUAAUGAAUUCAAGCCAGAGAGGUUUCUAGCUAGUUCAAGAUCAGGAGGGCAAGAAGGCGAGAGAAGAGAGAAAUCACUUAAGUACCUCCCGUUCGGUGUUGGAAGGAGAGGAUGUCCUGGAUCAAGUUUAGCUUAUAUCUUAGUUGGAACCGCAGUUGGAGUGAUGGUGCAGUGCUUUGACUGGGAAAUCAAAGGAGAUAGAGUCAGCAUGGAAGAAGCUUCUGGAUUGAGAUUCUUCUCAGCUUUGGCUUAUCCCCUAAAGUGCACUCCUCGAAUUAUAAACCACUUACCUUCUGAUAUGCAGAUUCCAUGUUCGUGAUUUCAAGAUUUCGCCAAUUUACAAACAUACCAUUAUGGUUUAAAAGAUCGUUUCUGAUCGCUAUUGCAUAUGUUAUAUGCCUUAUUUUUGCACUCCUUGAUGACGAUGUUGUUGAAUGCAAUUUCCCUGUAUUUCGUUAUAUUAUAUUAAUGCUAAGUUAAAUAUCAAAAUCACACAAACAUUAAUUUGGGUGAAUUGGUGUACUGUAUCUCGUAAAUUUAGUUAACAAAAGUAACAUGUCAAUUAAGAUUAACAAUAACA